Molecule: messenger RNA, 441 nt
Organism: Closterium sp. Naga37s-1
Lineage: Eukaryota; Viridiplantae; Streptophyta; Zygnematophyceae; Desmidiales; Closteriaceae
Source: the annotation of a GenBank genome assembly
AUGCCUUCCCCCUCUCAUGCCUUUCCCCUCUCAUGCCUUCCCCCUCUCAUGCCUUCCCCCUCUCAUGCCUUCCCCCUCUCAUGCCUUCCCCCUCUCAUGCCUUCCCCCUCUCAUGCCUUCCCCCUCUCAUGCCUUCCCCCUCUCAUGCCUUCCCCCUCUCAUGCCUUCCCCCUCUCAUGCCUUCCCCCUCUCAUGCCUUCCCCCUCUCAUGCCUUCCCCCUCUCAUGCCUUCCCCCUCUCAUGCCUUCCCCCUCUCAUGCCUUCCCCCUCUCAUGCCUUCCCCCUCUCAUGCCUUCCCCCUCUCAUGCCUUCCCCCUCUCAUGCCUUCCCCCUCUCAUGCCUUCCCCCUCUCAUGCCUUCCCCCUCUCAUGCUUUCCCCCUCUCAUGCCUUCCCAAUCUCAUGUCUUCCCCCUCUCAUGCCUUCCCCCUCUCAUGCCUUAG